Brassica napus (rape) is the source of this 2053-nucleotide messenger RNA. RefSeq names its product allene oxide cyclase 2, chloroplastic-like. The transcript is spliced from 2 exons. Gene Ontology annotation, biological process: jasmonic acid biosynthetic process. The coding region runs from base 1220 to 1978 and encodes 252 amino acids. The record is from RefSeq and is a predicted model, not a curated record. Lineage: Eukaryota; Viridiplantae; Streptophyta; Magnoliopsida; Brassicales; Brassicaceae. Gene Ontology annotation, molecular function: allene-oxide cyclase activity.
CUAACUUUUGUACAUCAAGUGUGACUGUUUAGAUCUUACUGACUCUUACAUGAAAACUCAGAAAGAUCAAAAUGAUUGAAAACCAUAGCUUACUCCCUUGAAGCAAACCAGCAUUGCAACAAAGCUUCGUACUUGUUGUGGCCCGUAGCUGUUACUGUCAGACACCAGUUACGAAUUUGCCUGUCAAUCAUCUUAACUAACAAGGUGGGAUUCAUAGGCGUGGCCCCAUGACGUCGAUCAUUUCUCUCCCUCCAUACCGAAUGAACCGAGGCUUGCAGAGUAGUCCGCAACAAAAGUCUGGACUUCAUAUCCAGUGUUGUGUCCAUUGUUAGUUGGAGUAGUGCACCCCAUUCCGUAGUGAAGGAAGAACGUAGAAGCCCUUUCAUUAAGAGGGACCACACUUCCGCAGAGAACGCACAGUUGAAGAAAAUGUGAUCACGAGUUUCUAUCGCUUGAUUGCAGAAGAUGCAUAGAGGGUUAAUGCCACUGUUCCAAGCAGCCAUACGAUCACCUGUAGUUAGUCUAUUGUGAGUAGCUAACCAAGUGCAAAAAUCAUAUUUUGGGAUCGCAUGUUGAAACCAAAUCCCGGAAUGCCAUUGGACCUCAGGGUGGACUUACCGAAUGAGGUUCCAGGUUCUUUUUGUAUUGAAAACCUGCCGAUGACUGUCUUCACUGUAUUGCCAUAAGGGGACAUCUGCUCUAUCUGACAUUUUGUGUCUUUGAUUCUCCAAAGCCUCCUCAAACAAGUUAUAGAGAUCAACCCGGUGAGUUCGUUUGCGUCGUGCUAUCGCAGACGCUACUGUAGCUGUGGCUCUAAUACCCAUCUCAAUGCAUCCCCUUGUUCCCACAAAAUCGAUCAAACGUCCCAUGUCUGUCCAAGUGUCAUACCAAAAUGAUGUUGAUAGUCCAUUCUGCACAUUCAUCCGGUGAAAAGCCUUUGCUUUGUCUCUAUACUUCAACAAUUUUCGCCACAUCCAAGAUCCCAAAGAAGUGUUAUCCUUCACAGUCCAGAAAUUUCCAGUCUGAAAUAUAUUGUCCCGGGCCCACUGAACCCAUAAUGAGGAUUGCUGUGAAGUUAGACGCCACACAAGCUUCAAACAGCUGACCAAGUUUACUUCUUUUAGCGGCCUUAAGCCCAAUACAUUCGUAGAACUCAAACUCACUAAAACAUAAACCAAAGCUUUUCAACCAAAUCACAACGUCAAGUCUCUUUGAUCAAAUGGCUUCUUAUGCGAUGUCUCUCCAAUCCAUCUCCACGACAACUCUCAACAAUCUCUCCUGUAACCACAAAUCUCAUCGUAACUCUCUUCUCGGUUUCUCUAAACACUUCAAGACUCUUGGGAUCUCAUCCAACGGUUCGGGUUUCUCCUCUCGUUCAAUUUCCACUCCCGAGAACCUCACUCUGUCCCGAGCUUUCUCCCAGAACGGACAUAUCGAAAAUUCCAGACCAAGUAGAAUUCAAGAACUGAGCGUGUACGAGCUCAACGAACUAGACCGACACAGCCCAAAAAUCCUGAAAAACGUCAUUAGCCUAACGUUCGGUCUCGGAGAUCUCGUCCCGUUCACCAACAAACUCUACACCGGCGACCUCAAGAAGCGCGUGGGAAUCACCGCCGGUCUCUGCGUCGUGAUCGCACACGUCCCGGAGAAGAAAGGUGACCGGUUCGAAGCCACUUACAGCUUCUACUUCGGCGACUACGGUCACUUGUCCGUACAAGGACCGUACAUGACGUACGAAGAUUCGUUCCUCGCCAUCACCGGUGGCACUGGAAUAUUCGAAGGUGCUUACGGACAGGUCAAGCUUCAACAGCUUGUGUAUCCGACAAAACUGUUCUACACUUUUUACCUCAAGGGUCUUGCUGGUGAUUUGCCGGCGGAGCUCACUGGGACUCCGGUUUCUCCAUCCAAGGACGUGAAGCCUGCGCCGGAAGCUAAGACAUUGGAGCCUAGCGGAGUUAUUAGUCACUAUACUAAUUAAAUUCAUUAUGCUUCUUGUGUCUUAGUGUAAUGAAAUAUUCUUUUUAAUAAAGAACUAUAGGCAGUUACAAAUUCA